UAAUUACCUCCCACGACCCUUUUAUGGUGAGAUCGGAAAAACAAUAAUUUCCAACAAUCUUGGCACAAAUUUUGUUUACUGAGUCAGUAGUUAGCUAUUUAAGUCUUGCCGGUUGAAAAUGGCGCAAGUUCAAAUUUGCCGCCCAACCGGAAGUACGAAAUCAAUUACCAACCUUACGACCAGUGGUGAAAAAACCAUAAACGCGUCUUUGUUUACUUGUUUACCAACAAUUUAUUGGCGAAUUUGGUUAAAUAUUGCCCAAUUUCGAAACUGAUUCGCCAAUUUUGAAGCAUUACGGUGUUAAUUAACGAAGGAGGAAAAAACGUAGUGAGUCAUUGGCCUCUGAUGCGUUUUUGUUUCGAGUGACAAACAACCUAACCUUAAAAUGUGAUUUCAAUCCAAAGUGUUGCAUUAUUUAUGUGCAAUUUUUGAAAAAUAGUGACUGUUGUGUAACCAAGUGGAGGGACUUGUGUAAUUGUGUUACAAUUAACGCUUGUAAUUGUGACAAAAACGAUGCAAAAGUGUGACUUGAUGUUCGGUUUGUAAUUGAUAAUUAUGCAAAUAACGCCACAGAGUCUCGCGUAAUUUCGAUAAUGUUUAUGUAAUUAAUUAUGCCAAUAAGUCGCAACAAUGACCAAAACAUAAAACGACUUUGCGCGAAGAUGUCCGAAAAUUUUCCAGACGAAUGCAAGUCGAAAUUGUCAAAAUUACCGGAUUCUACGAGUUAUUUAGCGCAAAGUGUCGACAAAUCCGACUUGAAUUUCGCCUAUGAUCAUAUGUACGCGUCAAACACGGAAAAUGGCGAAAUAAACACAACCCAAGAUGCGAACUGUCAAAGCGCCGAAAGUGAGGUUAAGUUUUGGAAAGACUGGCUGAUUCUCCAUCUCGACCUCAUCCAGCAACAAAGCGAUGAAAUUCUAAACAAGGAGAGAACAAUCCUCAUUCUGCAACAAGAGAAUGAAAUGCUUAAGGAGCGCAUAAGUUGUAUGGAACGCGGGGCCCCGUUCCACCCCAACAAGUUCUACAAUAACCACUCCACGUCGUUUCUGGACGAAGGGCUAGAUAUGACUCAGGAUUCGAGUCCCUGCGACGAAGACAACAAAAAUUGUUUGGACCUUUUGGACUUGAACUGUGAGAACGGCACCUGUCCGCCGCUCAAACUUGCCAAAUUCGAACAAAACAGCGACGGCGAAUCUCAAACCGGAAAUCCUUCCAUAGACAAUAAGUUUGAUUCUCAGGUUAACUAUCAUAAAAUUAGUGACAAAUUGAAAAGUGAGAGUGAAAUCGUAACAGAUUGUAACAGUGCUAGUGCCGGCUUUGACUUUACGGUUAAUUCGGGGGAAUUCGACCCAAUGAGAAAUUUAAGAAUGAGUAUUAGGAGGAAACGGUUAAGUAAUUCGUCAGCGGUCUCAAAUAACGACUCAGUGUUAGACGACAAAAGGUCCUUUCGGAAAUUCAAAAAACGGCACAAACGUAUUCUGAAAGAUUCUCAAAUUUUGACCACAACCGAUCAGUACAUUACUGAAGCCGGUCGAACAAAUUUGAGGCUGUCGAACGUUACAGACAUGCAAGAAAUUCCAAACAAUACGAAUUUGGAGGUGCCCCGCUGGAGGGUUAAAGUGUACGCUAGUUGUUACGCAAUGGAAGGGACUGAAAAUUUAGACGAUGAAGUCUACAACAAAAGACACAGUCGGUUGGAAAACGACGAACGUAGGAGAAAGCGAUGGGACGUUCAAAGGAUAAGAGAACAGCGGGUAAUAGAAAAAUUGAAGCAGAGACAGGAAAGAAUGGGUUCGGGGUCUCGGACGGAUGAACAAAUCGAGUCCGUGCUGUCUCUUUGGCCCACUUUAGACAACAUUAAAUAUCUGGAAGUCUCUGAUCAGCUGCCAGUGGCGGCCUUUGGCUCACCUAUUCCCAAAAUAGCCCCCAGUGAAUUUAGUUUGCCAUGGUUGGCUAACCCUGCGCUAAUCACGAAUAAGAGAGGGUCAACAAAACGAACAACAGUGAGAAAGAAAAACUCAAAGAGAUAAGUAUUAUGUCAACAACCGAAAUAAAAUUUUAGUCAAGCACCACUGCCUGAUGUUUUUGUAAAUAAAAAUAAAUUAUGAAGUGGUGGAAUGAACGAAAAUGUGAUUUUAUGAAUACAUACAGGUUAUUUGUAAAUUGAAACAAUCUCAUUACAUGACAGUUUGUAAAGUAUUUAUUUAGGUUGUAAGCUUACUUUUGGAGUAGAUUACUAGGCGCCGUAAUACCAAUUUAGGACUCCAUAUUAGGGUUUUAGGUUGCGAAUUUUAAUUUUUAAGUAAUGUAAUAUUGUGAUAUCGGAAUUGUUAUGUCCAUAGAUUUCCUGAUAAUGAUAUUAAUUUACAAAUAAUGAAUCAUAUAUUUUUAGUUGAAGCGCGUUAAAUAAAUAAAUGUAUUAGUUGUACUUAUUUGUGUAUCAGUCACUGUAUUUAAAUAUACACAAUUUUUUCGAA
This is a messenger RNA of Tribolium castaneum (red flour beetle), 2477 nucleotides long. RefSeq names its product male-specific lethal 1 homolog. Lineage: Eukaryota; Metazoa; Arthropoda; Insecta; Coleoptera; Tenebrionidae. Gene Ontology annotation, molecular function: chromatin binding. The record is from RefSeq and is a predicted model, not a curated record. Gene Ontology annotation, cellular component: MSL complex. The transcript is spliced from 5 exons. The coding region runs from base 612 to 2030 and encodes 472 amino acids.